AUGUGCGUAUCUGGUGGGGCUAAUGACAGCGGCAUCGGAAAUAGCUCACGAGGCAAAGAAAAUGUUCCGUCGCAUAAGAGAGCGCGGAAGGCGCUCGCGCUCGGCCCCAGCGCACCAACAGCUACCAGCACCCCACAUUCCCACAACAACCUGGUGCCGGAUGUCUGCAGUUUUAUCAUUGAGACACCGAGCAAAACGCUAGCAGGAGACGAGAGCUCCGAGCUAUUCUCGUCCCCAGCGAUCCAUCGAAACCCAUACUUAGACGAGUCCACAAGCCUGCACAGCUUAGUCAGCGAAAACACGCCAGACAAAUACCAAAACAUCGACAUCGAAAACAUUAUCUCGGAAAAGACUAAGGUAUCAAGUAAAGCCGAAGAGCCAAUUGUGGUGAAGAAGUCUGCUGUUAGAUCUAUUAAGUUCGACCAAGAACCCGAGGCUAAGGAGGAAACGCCGUCGUUUAUCAUGGCAACAACAAAUUGGGAGACGCUAGCUUGCGGUAAGACCCAAGACCAGUUAGACUUAACAAUCUUAGCCCAUCAAUUUUUAAAGAAAUCAGCUUUAAAACCGCGGUCACUUAAUUUUUAA
Messenger RNA from Leptosia nina, 585 nucleotides. The record is from the annotation of a GenBank genome assembly. Lineage: Eukaryota; Metazoa; Arthropoda; Insecta; Lepidoptera; Pieridae.